This is a messenger RNA of Hyla sarda, 2548 nucleotides long. RefSeq names its product ectonucleoside triphosphate diphosphohydrolase 7 (gene ENTPD7). The coding region runs from base 257 to 2089 and encodes 610 amino acids. The transcript has 13 exons. The record is from RefSeq and is a predicted model, not a curated record. Gene Ontology annotation, cellular component: membrane. Lineage: Eukaryota; Metazoa; Chordata; Amphibia; Anura; Hylidae. Gene Ontology annotation, biological process: nucleoside diphosphate catabolic process. Gene Ontology annotation, molecular function: nucleoside diphosphate phosphatase activity.
CACGUAGUGCCGGCUGGCUGCUUCCGGGUGUGGAGAAUAGAGGCAUCUUAUGUAGCUGUCUGUAUGGGCACACGGUCUGUGACAGGAGCGCCUGGCAGCGGCAAUUCAUACUGAGCGGAAAUACAUCUGACAGGUUAAACAAGCCAGGACAGGAGGAGGAGGCAAUGUUGGUGUAUGAGGCUCCACUUCCCUGCGGCAGACUGUGUAAGAGGUGACAUGUGGAUGGGCGACACCAGGAGCAGCUGACGGAGAUCAUAUGGCCAGGAUUCGUUUCUCUUGCUUGUUCCCCGUGUCCUGGCACUGCAGCCUGCCCUCGGUCACACAGUUUUCCCGGCAGCGAGUUAUCCUUUUGGUGAUUUUUGUUUUAAUCCUCCUGCUUAUUCUGUUGGCUGUUGUAGACCCGAAUAUCUGGAGCGGCCAGGCUGCCCGUGAUCGGCAAUUCAGGAGAUAUCUGGAUCAGAUCGAGGACUUGGAAGCUACGGACACAAAAGACGCAAAGUUGAAUUAUGGAAUCGUCAUCGACUGUGGCAGCAGCGGCUCCCGGGUGUUCGUGUACUUCUGGCCGCCACAUAACGGCAAUCCACAUGACCUUCUGGAUAUUAAACAGAUGAGGGAUCGGGGCAGCAAACCGGUGGUGAAGAAGAUCAAACCAGGUAUUUCUACAGUUGCAGCCACACCGGAAAAAGCAAGUGACUACAUGAACCCCCUAUUAACAUAUGCAGCAACCUACAUCCCAAAAGCAAAACACAAGGAGACCCCUUUAUACAUCCUGUGCACUGCCGGCAUGAGGGUCCUGCCGGAGAGUCAGCAGAGCGCCAUCCUCCAGGAUCUGGUGAAGGACGUCCCCCAGGAAUUUGACUUUCUUUUCUCAGAAGCUCAUGUGGAGGUUAUCUCAGGAAAACAAGAAGGUGUUUAUGCAUGGAUCAGUAUUAAUUUUGUACUUGGACGGUUCGACCAUGUUGUAGAUGAGGAAGAUGCGGUGGUUGCGGUGACUAUAGGAACACAAGAAGACGCCAUUAUCCGCAAGAGAACAGUGGGAAUUAUAGAUAUGGGUGGUGGCUCCCUGCAGAUUGCCUAUGAGGUGCCAAAAACUAUGAAAUUCCCCUCUGCAGAACAUGAAGAAGUAGCAAAAAUGAUGCUGGCAGAGUUUAACCUGGGCUGUGAUCUGCAGCACACAGAGCACGUCUACAGGGUGUACGUCACAACCUUCCUGGGCUUCGGAGGGAACUUUGCCCGUCAGCGCUAUGAAGACAUGGUGUUCAACGAGACUGUGACCAAAAAUAGAAUGAUGGGAGAACAGAAGGGACUCAGCCCCAACACACCAUACUUGGACCCCUGUUUACCAGUUGGCCAUGAGGACAAGAUUCAGCGUAAGGACCAGGACUUCCAUAUACUGGGCAAAGGGAACUGGGAUAGCUGCCGGCAGCUACUGGAACCCCUCUUAUCCAAAUCUAAUGACUCUCAGGCCUAUCUGAAUGGCCUCUACCAGCCAGUUAUAGACUUCUCUAACAGCGAAUUCUACGGCUUCUCCGAGUUUUACUAUUGCACUGAGGAUGUGCUGCGCAUGGGAGGAGUAUAUGACAGUAAGAAGUUUUCCAAAGCCGCCAAGGACUACUGUAGCAUGCCGUGGACCACGUUGACCGAACGCUUUAAAAAUGGUCUGUACUCUGCUCAUGCCGACCAGCAUCGAUUAAAGUUUCAGUGUUUUAAGUCUGCCUGGAUUCAUAAAGUUCUGCACGACGGUUUCCACUUUCCGAACGAUUACCCAAAUCUUAAGACUGCCCAGCUGGUGUAUGACAAGGAGGUUCAGUGGACACUCGGAGCAAUGCUCUACAAAACUCGCUUUCUGCCGCUCAGGGAUAUCCGCCAGGAGAGCCCCCGUCCUGCUCAUGUUAGCUGGUACAGGAUCUCAUUCGUCUACAACCACUACCUGUUCUUCGCCUGCAUUCUGGUGGUGCUGCUGUCCAUCAUACUGUAUAUCCUCCGACUGAGACGCAUUCACAGGAGACUGGCGCGGGCCUCCGCUCUGGACUUGUUAUUGCUGGAGGAGGGGGUCCAGGUCAUAGCAGAGCCUGCAAUUCCUAGAUAGUGCCGGUCCAGAAUGGAGUAGUGGGAUAUUAAUUGUAAUGUUAAAUAUUGGUUCUAAAUGUUUUCCCUUUUGCUGACACUUGCUUCUCACUGCUAACUUGAAAAUUGAAGCAGCAGGGUCCUCAGCUAUUCCAAUGGAGAUCAUGCUGCACUCCCCUCCUCAUAGGGCAGUGUUUCCCAACCAGGGUGCCUCCAGCUGUUGCAAAACUACAACUUCCAGCAUGCCCGGACAGCCAACGGCUGUCCGUGCAUGCUGGGAGUUGUAGUUUUGGAACAGCUGGAGGCACCCUGGUUGGGAGAUACUGUCAUAGGGACUGGGACCCUGAGUUCAAUGUUAAGGUUUCAGCUGCAAGACCCCACUAACAUGAUCAUAGAACUCUUUAAAUGAGUACUGUGGUGUAGGACAAUUGAUCAACUAUCCUUUGAUUUAGGAGUGGGGGUCUGACUGCUGGGACCCCCC